AUGAGUCGUCCUCGCUUCUUCAAUGCUCCCCGAAAGGGUGAGAACUUUGAGCUGCGUGCAGACCUCAAUUCGGAAUACCGUGAUCGCAGAAAGGAUGCCAUCAAGCGUGUCAUUGCCAACAUGACUGUCGGAAAAGAUGUCAGCGGUCUCUUUCCAGAUGUGCUCAAAAACAUGCAGACCGAGGAUCUAGAGCAAAAGAAGCUCGUCUAUCUCUACCUCAUGAACUACGCAAAGACACAGCCCGAACUCGUCAUCCUCGCUGUCAACACGUUUGUCAAAGACUCGGAAGAUCCAAAUCCGCUCAUUCGUGCCCUUGCCAUUCGCACAAUGGGCUGUUUGCGCGCAGAAAAGAUCAUCGAUUACCUCUCGGAUCCACUCGAAAAGUCGCUACGCGACGAGAAUCCGUACGUGCGCAAGACGGCCGCCAUCUGCGUCGCCAAGCUCUACGAUCUCAAGCCCGAAUUGGCAAUCGAUCGAGGCUUUGUGGGCCUGCUCAAGGAUAUGGUCGGAGACAGCAAUCCCAUGGUCGUGGCCAACGCCGUCACUGCCUUGACCGACAUUCACCAGGCCGCACUUGAAAACGAUCCAACUGGCCAGUCAGCCGUAUUUGUUAUCGACCCGGACGUGCUCACCAAACUCCUCAUCGCGCUCAACGAAUGCACCGAAUGGGGUCGUAUCGCCAUCCUCAACUCGCUCGCGCGUUAUCGUGCUCGCGACGAAAAGCAAGCCGAACACAUCUGCGAACGCGUCAUGCCUCAAUUCCAACAUGCAAACGGCAGUGUUGUCCUCGGUGCCGUCAAGGUCGUUCUCAUCCACAUGGCAAAGGUGUGCAACAAUGACGAAUUGAUCAAGCAGCUCGUACGUAAGAUGGCGCCUCCCUUGGUCACCCUCAUCUCGUCCGCUCCCGAGGUGCAGUGGGUUGCGCUGCGAAACAUCAACCUCGUAUUGCAAAAGCGUCCCGACAUUCUGCAGAACGAGCUUCGUGUAUUUUUCUGCAAGUACAACGACCCAUCCUACGUCAAGCUCGAAAAGGUCGAGAUCAUGAUCAAGCUCGCCAACGAGCGCAACGUCGACAUGCUCCUGUCCGAGCUCAAAGAGUAUGCUUCUGAAGUGGAUGUCGAUUUUGUACGAAGAGCCAUUCGUGCCAUUGGCCAGUGCGCUAUCAAGAUCGACACCGCCGCGGAACGAUGUGUCCAUGUGCUGCUCGAUUUGAUCGCCACCAAGGUGAGCUAUGUUGUUCAGGAAGCCGUCGUCGUCAUCAAAGACAUCUUCCGCAAGUAUCCGCACAACUAUGAGGGUAUCAUUCCAACGCUCUGCUCCAAUCUCGAGGAGCUUGAUGAGCCCGAGGCGAAAGGAUCGCUUAUCUGGAUUCUUGGCGAGUACGCAGAUAAGAUCUCCAACGCCGAAGACUUGCUGGCGCAUUUUCUCGACUCGUUCACCGAUGAGCCCUACCAGGUGCAAUUUCAGACCCUCACUGCGAUUGUCAAGGCAUUCCUCAAGAAGCCCGAUAGCAGUCUAGCCCAACAGAUUGUGCAGCAGGUGUUGGAGAAGGCGACCAAGGAAUGCGAUUCGCCAGAUUUGCGCGAUCGUGCCUUUAUCUAUUGGCGUCUGCUUUCGUCAUCUGAUUCGGCUGCGGGGAGAAACGUCAUCCUGGCCUCACGUCCUCCCAUUUCGAUUCCGUUGACUACGGUACCACCAGCAGUGCUCGACGAGCUCGUCUCGGAGCUAUCGAGUCUCGCCAGUGCGUAUCACAAGCCAGCUGCGACGUUUAUCGGGAAAGCGAGGAUCGGUGCUGACGGGUUCAAGGGUCAAGGUGGUGAGGCAGAAGACGAUAUCACGCGUGAAAAGGCGCUGGCGACCGUGGUGCAGGGACAGAAGUCCGAGAAUCUGCUCGAUUUCGGUGACGACGAUGUCGACCUACCCGCUACUAACGCGGCAUCCGGCGCAGGUGCAGGCGCAUUGGGAGCGCUCGCAGGACUGGACGAACUGAUGAUGGGUGCUAGCAUUUCCACUCCGCCCAUGUCGACGAAUGGGAGCAGUGCAUCCCACACCGGCGCGACAUCGACAACCGCCGCCGGCGGUGGUGGACUAAACGAUCUACUCGGAUUGUUCGAUGCUGCACCCGGUGCCGAGCAACCUGGGGCUCAGAGCGGCAUGCAGGCCCUGCAAGCCUUGAAAGCUACCCCUGCUUCCCCUGUCAACAAUGCGUUUGGUUCGCCCGUCUUGGCUUCAACUGCUACUUCGGCAACAGCCAAAUCGGCACCUACUUCAGGGCAGGACGACUUGCUCGGGCUGUUUUAA
Molecule: messenger RNA, 2301 nt
Organism: Mycosarcoma maydis (corn smut)
Lineage: Eukaryota; Fungi; Basidiomycota; Ustilaginomycetes; Ustilaginales
Product: putative adapter-related protein complex 1 subunit beta 1
Exons: 1
Coding region: 1-2301 (766 amino acids)
Biological process (GO): intracellular protein transport; vesicle-mediated transport
Cellular component (GO): membrane coat
Molecular function (GO): clathrin binding
Source: RefSeq, a predicted model, not a curated record